Dendrobium catenatum is the source of this 2435-nucleotide messenger RNA. Its product is annotated as sterol 3-beta-glucosyltransferase UGT80B1. The coding region runs from base 608 to 2176 and encodes 522 amino acids. The transcript has 14 exons. Gene Ontology annotation, biological process: carbohydrate metabolic process. Gene Ontology annotation, molecular function: hexosyltransferase activity; UDP-glycosyltransferase activity. NCBI's taxonomy places the organism in Eukaryota, Viridiplantae, Streptophyta, Magnoliopsida, Asparagales, Orchidaceae. The record is from RefSeq and is a predicted model, not a curated record.
AACAACGACUAGCCGGUUUUGUUUUCCAUCGCCACGCUGCAGUUUCCUCUGCCGUCCUACGCGCUCUUCCAGAUUCCCUCCUAGGUUUAAGUUUCAGAUCUCUUUAUAUGUCACUUUUUCUCUCUGGCAGUCGGACUGUGAAGGUGUUUUUGGUUCUUCAGGCUUUUCUUUAAUCUUCUUGGUCAUUUCUUUAAUGUUCAAUUACAGUUCCAGGGUAAUUUUGACCUGUGGUUUUCGACUGGAACUUCUUUUUUCACCUUGCUGAAUUUUGGAUGAUGGUUGGGCAUCAAUGUUUAUGGAAGAUUGAAUUCUGAAUAAUGGAGUUUGGUUUGUGAGCAAGUAAAUGGAGAACAAUGGAGAAGUAGAUGGAAGGUCUGUGGGAGGUCCUUUUGAUACUGAAAUGUAAAGGGACCCAGUUACCAAUUUAUCGUAUUUAAGCCAUUUGGAAGCAAGGGAUUUAGGCUUUUCACCAUCACUUCGUCCUGGCUUGCAUCAUUAUAGUUUUGCACCUAUAAAAUAUGAUGACAACAUCCUUCUUCACAAAGAUCAAGACAUUGAUUUAUCUAGAUCAAAUACAGAUAAGAGAGAAACCACAAAGUGCGACUUAAUGUUGGACAUGCUAUCAGAGAAGGAAAAGAAAAUGAUAAUGGAGGACUUGGUCAAAAUCCAGAAUAAUGGCACUGUGGAGGUUCAUGUAGCUCAGAAUGCUCCAGUAGCAACAGAAUUGUUGAAACUUGAUGCUAUUGAUUUUUCAUAUUCUGAGUUCGAAGAUGAUAUAUAUGGAUUCAACAAAUCAAUCCCUAAACUGAAGAUUGCAAUGCUUGUUGUUGGAACAAGAGGAGAUAUACAACCUUUCAUAGCUUUUGCAAAGAGAUUGCAGGAAUUUGGUCAUCAUGUUAGGUUGGCAACUCAUGUUAACUUCCAAAAUUUUGUACGGUCAGCUGGUGUUGAUUUUUAUCCUUUAGGAGGUGAUCCUCGGAUAAUGGCUGGAUAUAUGGUAAGAAACAAGGGUUUUCUACUAUCCCGUCCGGCAGAAAUAUCGAUACAAAGGAAGCAGCUUAAGGAGAUUAUAAAUUCUCUCCUCCCUGCAUGUACAGAACCCGACUUAGAAACUGGUGUACCCUUCAGAGCUCAAGCACUUAUUGCAAAUCCUCCUGCUUACGGGCAUGCACAUGUCGCUGAAGCUCUCGGUGUGCCUCUUCAUAUCUUCUUCACAAUGCCUUGGACGCCAACAAGUGAGUUCCCUCAUCCUUUGGCGCGUGUUCCUCAGAGUGCUGCGUAUAGGCUUUCUUAUCUUGUCGUGGACCUAAUUGUUUGGUGGGGGAUCAGGGGGUAUAUUAAUGACUUCAGAAAAAGAAAACUGAAGUUGCCCUCAAUUGCUUACUUCAGCACGUAUCAUGGAUCAAUAUCACAUUUGCCAACAGGUUACUUAUGGAGUCCCCACCUCGUCCCUAAGCCAAACGAUUGGGGCCCCUUAGUAGAUGUUGUUGGCUUCUGUUUCUUAAACCUUGGAGCAAGGUACCAACCAUCAAAAGAGUUUGAGCAAUGGCUUCUGCGAGGAUCAAAACCUUUAUAUAUCGGAUUUGGUAGCAUGCCAAUUGAAGAUACAAAGAAGAUAACGUGCAUCAUAUUGGAGGCGCUACGUGAGACUGGACAGAGAGGAAUUAUUUCCCGUGGUUGGAGUGAUCUUGGAAGCAUUUCUCAGUUUCCUACGGAUGUUUUCUUCAUAGAUGAUUGUCCUCAUGACUGGUUGUUUCCUCGGUGCACUGCAGUGGUUCACCAUGGUGGAGCUGGUACAACAGCUGCAGGACUAAGAGCUGGGUGUCCCACUACUGUUGUGCCUUUCUUUGGGGACCAAUUCUUCUGGGGCGAAAGGAUACUUGCAAGAGGAGUUGGACCUCAACCUAUUCCCAUAUCAGAGCUCAAUGUUGACCGUCUUUCUAAUGCCAUAAAAUUUAUGCUUGAACCAGAGGUGAAGCUACGAGCAAUGGAGUUGGGCAAACAGAUUGAAAAUGAAGAUGGCGUAGUUGGAGCAGUCAAUGCUUUCCAUAGGCAUUUACCAACAAAACUACCCAUACCUCCUUUCCCGCCUGCAUCUGAGGAACUUCCACACCCGUUCCAAUGGCUUCUUACAGUCAUAGAGAAAUGGUGCUGUCUUCCCUUCACUAUGUUAUAAUGGUAACUAUUGUCGUCACUGUACAUAUUAUUUAAUUUUGUCUUUCUCUUCCCAUUUAUUUAUCAUUCCAUUAUUGAUAUCCUGUGAAUAAUCGGCAGUUCAUAAUUUUUCAAACGGUAGUUUGUGCAAUUUUCGGCUGUAAUGAAUUGAGAGUUUUGAGUAUUUAUAAGCAAUAGAUCUGUAUGUUUGUAUGGCUUUUGCCAAAAACCUGACAGUUUAAAAGAAAUACUCAAUGGUUAUGGUCGUUUUUGUCGCUUUA